Molecule: messenger RNA, 1301 nt
Organism: Cyprinodon variegatus (sheepshead minnow)
Lineage: Eukaryota; Metazoa; Chordata; Actinopteri; Cyprinodontiformes; Cyprinodontidae
Product: protein MRVI1-like
Exons: 11
Coding region: 120-1223 (367 amino acids)
Source: RefSeq, a predicted model, not a curated record
AAGCGUAAAGAAAGAUUAAUAAAAAGGAUCAGAGGAUGUUCUGGACCUAAGUUCCACCUGGGUUCAUCUUUCUAACAGAGACGGGUCAGGAGGAUCCAUCGGUGAAGAGCUGGAGUGAUAUGUCCAUCAUAGAGCGAGUAGGCCUCAACAGCUUGGACAUGACAGAAAAGGACUUGGAGACGGCCUUCUCUCAGAUCGCCCUGGCUUUUCGCUGUGACCAGUACACCCUGAGACAGAGGCUGCAGUCAGAGGAGCACGCUCGCAACCUGGCCGAGGAGAACAUCCACCUGGAGCUCACACGAGGCAGGGAGACUCUGGAGACCUUGAAGGGCCUGUGUUUGGACAGUAAGCGCAGCAGCAUCCUGCAGAGGCUGGAGUUGUGUCUGGACAUCCUGGGUGGGACGGUUGAGCGAAUCUCCAGCACAGCAGAGGUGCUUGGCGCUGUUCACCAGGAGGCUCGAGUGAGUCGUGCUGUGGAGCUCAUGGUGGCUCAUGUGGAGAGUCUGAGGAGACGUCAUGACAGACAUUUAGCUGAGCUUGAAGAAGCUAAAAAGACAGUGGAGCAGCAGCAGUUGAACUCCAGCCGGCACAGCAUUAAUCCAAGAAUCAUCUCAGCAGAUCCAGAAAGUGAUAGAAAGAGGAGAAACUCUAAUCAGAGCAUCUUACGUCGUAGAGUCAGUGCAUCGAUCAUUUCUAGCCCAGCUCAGGAGAAGAAAAAGCGAGAUUUAAGGAAGUGGACCUCCACCUGCAAGAAGCAGUCCCCUCCACUUUUGUCUCCUUCCCUGAGUUUAGAUUCUUGCAGCUCUGUCUUCACUUCUGGGGACAGCCACUUAAUGGAUGAAAGGCAGGCAGACCCAGAUCGAGCAUGUACUACCUUUCCAGAUCUUUCUGCUCCCACCCCAGGGAGCCCAUCAACUGAAGAAGUGAUUCCUCCAAGUACGCAGAGCAAAAGUCUUCGUUACAGCCUCUCUCUGGAUUCUCUGCAACAAAGACAGAAAGCCAAAGCAGCCGUUUUAAGCAAAGGAAAAGACAGAAAGGCACAAAGUAUUCAGAGACAAAUCUCCAUAGGCACGUAUGGGUCCCCUUGUAAGCAGGAUCCUCUGGCGGUCCGGUUGCAUCGCUGCCGAUGGGCGCGCUGCUACACCAACCUGCUGGUGCUCCUCUGUGUGUUGAUGCUGACUUACGUAAUGUGGAAGCUUCAUGAAGAGGAGCCUGAGCCAUGACUGGAAAAUCAUUAUUCUCUGCAUAGAUUCUUUAAGAAAUAAAACCCAUUCCCAUUUCUUUUAAGAUUAUUUAUUAUA